AUGUCUUUACCGCAAACUCACCAGGUCUGGCUUCUGAAAACUCGACCUUCUGAUAAGUCGAUUCCCAACGAAUUCGACUUAACCACUCGACGAACCCCCAUUGUCGAAGACCUCAAAGAUGGCCAAGUUCUGAUCAAGAACACUUCUUUCGGUAACGAUCCCGCUCAAAGAUUGUGGAUGGAUGGAAGUAUCGAUCCUAAACGACUUUACAUAGAGCCCAUUCUAGUUGGUGAUCCCAUUAGGGUAUCAGCCAUGGGUACAGUAGUUCUAUCCAAGUCUGAGAAUUGGAAAGAAGGUGACAAUGUAUAUGGUGAUGGAGAUUGGGCAGAAUACUCUGUCCUCAAUGAUUCAGGACCUUUGACUGGUAAAGAGAUUCUCAUUGACGGUCAAUCACCCUACAUAACGAACUCAAUUCUCGGAUUGACAGGACAGACAGCAUGGGUAGGGGCCUAUAAAGAAAUGGAUCUUAGGCCUGAACAUACUCUAGUCGUAUCUGGUGCUGCUGGUGCCGUCGGCUCUACUUUAGUUCAAAUUGCCAAGAAGAUCAUCGGUGUCAAAAAGGUGAUCGGUAUCGCUGGUGGGAAAGAUAAAUGUGACUGGGUCAAUUCCAUCGGUGCCGACGCAUGUGUUGACUAUAAAGAUCCCGAUUACCCCAAACAUCUCGCUGAGCUUUUACCUGAAUACGCCGAUCGAUUUUUCGAUAAUGUCGGCGGGGAGAUCUUGGACACCAUGCUUCCUUUGAUCAAAAGACAUGGAUUCGUAUCUGUUUGUGGUGCCAUAGCAGGAUAUAAUGACGACGGAUUCAAGUUAAAACAUUGGGGUGAAUUGAUAUACAACAGAUUCACCAUCAAAGGGAUGCUCAUUUUCGAUCAUGCGGACUCGCUUGAUGAAGCCGUUCGGGAUCUUACCAAAUGGGUUAAAGAUGGUACGAUAAGUAACACGGAGAGCGAGACGGUAGUGGAAGGGAAAUUGGAGCAAGUUCCUGAGAUAUAUAAUAAACUUUUCUCGGGUGGUAAUAAGGGUAAACUUAUCACCAAAUUGAUCGUCUAG
Kwoniella shivajii is the source of this 1050-nucleotide messenger RNA. RefSeq lists its product as uncharacterized. The coding region runs from base 1 to 1050 and encodes 349 amino acids. The transcript is spliced from 8 exons. Gene Ontology annotation, molecular function: oxidoreductase activity, acting on the CH-CH group of donors, NAD or NADP as acceptor. NCBI's taxonomy places the organism in Eukaryota, Fungi, Basidiomycota, Tremellomycetes, Tremellales, Cryptococcaceae. The record is from RefSeq and is a predicted model, not a curated record.